Enhydra lutris kenyoni (northern sea otter) is the source of this 916-nucleotide messenger RNA. RefSeq names its product BCL tumor suppressor 7C (gene BCL7C). Bases 152 to 880 code for a protein of 242 amino acids. The transcript has 6 exons. Lineage: Eukaryota; Metazoa; Chordata; Mammalia; Carnivora; Mustelidae. The record is from RefSeq and is a predicted model, not a curated record.
GCGGAGGCGUUGGGGAGCGAGGGAGGGCGCGGCCAACUCCCGGAGGGACGGCAGGCCGAGACAGCGGCGCCCUGGUUUGGCGCCGAGCCUGAGCCCGCCGGACGGGAGGCGGCCCAGCCGCGGGCUCGGCCUCGGCCCCAGUCCCGCCAGCAUGGCCGGCCGGACCGUGCGGGCCGAGACCCGGAGCCGGGCCAAGGAUGACAUCAAGAAGGUGAUGGCGACCAUCGAGAAGGUCCGGAGAUGGGAGAAGCGCUGGGUGACUGUGGGCGACACUUCCCUUCGUAUCUUCAAGUGGGUGCCAGUGGUGGACCCCCAGGAGGAGGAGCGACGGAGGGCAGGUGGUGGGGGAGAGAGAUCCCGAGGCCGGGAGCGGCGGGGCAGGGGCGCCAGUCCCCGAGGGGGUGGCCCUCUCAUCCUGCUGGAUCUCAAUGAUGAGAACAGUAACCAGAGUUUCCAUUCGGAAGGCUCCCUGCAAAAGGGCACUGAACCCAGCCCUGGGGGCACCCCCCAGCCCAGCCGCCCUGUGUCACCUGCUGGACCACCGGAAGGGGUCCCAGAGGAUGCUCAGCCCCCACGGCUGGGCCAAGAGAGAGAUCCUGGAGCCGUAACUGCAGGCAGCACCGAUGAACCCCCAAUGCUGACCAAGGAGGAGCCUGUUCCCGAAUUGCUGGAGGCUGAGGAUUCGGGAGUGCGGAUGACCAGAAGAGCCCUCCACGAGAAAGGUCUGAAGACAGAGCCCCUCCGGAGGCUCCUGCCCAGAAGGGGUCUCCGGACAAACGCCCGGCCGGGUUCGGCGGUGCUGCCCGACGCCAGAGCUCCCGGAGGAGGAAGCAAGGCCCCGAGGGCACCCAGGACGAUUCCCCAGGGGAAGGGGAGGUGAGCCGGCUCCCCAGGCAAGGCGAGGCCCUCGGGUCUC